Messenger RNA from Penicillium concentricum, 1446 nucleotides. RefSeq names its product glutamine synthetase family protein. The record is from RefSeq and is a predicted model, not a curated record. NCBI's taxonomy places the organism in Eukaryota, Fungi, Ascomycota, Eurotiomycetes, Eurotiales, Aspergillaceae. The coding region runs from base 1 to 1446 and encodes 481 amino acids. The transcript has 5 exons. Gene Ontology annotation, molecular function: glutamine synthetase activity.
AUGACUACGCCCACCAUGAUCACUGUCGAAUCACUCCCCAAACUUCUCGCCGACGACAUCAAGGUCAAAGUCGCCGGUAUCGACAGCGAUGGUGUACUUCGUGGCAAGGUCAUGGCCAAGGAGAAGUUCCUUGGAAUUGCAGAAAAGGGAUUCGGCUUCAGCUCAGCUCUUUUCGGUUGGGAUAUGCACGAUAUGCUAUGGACAACCGAUGCACGUGUCGCACCCCCGGAAUCAGGAUACGCAGACUUCCUGGCUGUUCCAGAUCUAAACUCGUUCCGCCGUCUGCCGUGGGAAGACAACAUUCCUUUCUUCCUAGUACGAUUUCUUGACGAUACACGCCCGGUUUCGGCGGAUGGGAGGAGUAUGUUAAGGAGUCUGUGUGAUAAGCUUGCGGGAGAGGGACUUCAUGCUUUGGCUGGAGUCGAACUUGAAUUUAUGAAUUUCCAGACUCCUUCCGAAGACGGAUACGGCAGUGCAGGCUCCCAGCAUCCCAACCUUGCUACUUUCCUAGAGAAAAAUGCCCCCAGUGCCCUGCGGCCAAUUACAGCUGGCAUGUUCUGCUAUAGCUCAACGCGACCGGUUGCCAACAAGAAGUACUUCUACGAUAUUUUCAAUACUUGCGCACAAAUCAACUGCGGCAUUGAAGGAUGGCACACUGAGGGCGGGCCCGGUGUGUAUGAAGCAGCCUUGAUGGUUUCCGAGAUUAGUGAAAUGGCAGACAAAGUGGCAUUGUUCAAACUUUUAACCAAAUCCCUGGGUGUCGACCACGGCGUAACACCAUGCUUUAUGGCUAAGCCCAUGCAAGGAAUGCCAGGCAGCUCCGGGCACAUCCACAUCUCACUCGCCGACAGGGAUGGGAAGAACCUGUUUGCAAGAGAGACACCCGAGGCAAACCCUCAAUGGUCAGACAUCGCACACCUCUCUGAUACAGGACGUCAUUUCCUCGCCGGGCUUCUGGAAGCUCUGCCAGAUAUCAUGCCACUAUUUGCGCCGACUGUGAACUCAUACAAGCGCCUCAUUGAGAACUACUGGGCACCAGUGCACAUUAGCUGGGGACUCGAGGACCGGAUUGCCUCAAUCCGUCUCAUCACUCCACCAGUAUGCAAGCCAGGUGCCACACGUAUGGAAAUUCGCAUCCCUGGGGCUGAUUUACAUCCCCAUUAUGCGCUGAGUGUCAUCCUUGCAGCAGGCUGGAGGGGUGUACAGAAGAAACUUGAGAUCAAGGUCCCACCUAUGUCCGCAUGCACGCCCGGGGAGCGUCCAGAGCUUCUGCCCAAUACUUUGGACAAGGCCUUGGACCGGUUCUCGGCUCCAGGAAGCAUUGCACGGGAGGUUCUGGGGUCGGAGUUCGUAGAUUUCUUCACAGCCACAAGACAGCACGAAUUGGGUCUUUGGAGAGAGGCUGUGACUGAUUGGGAGUUCAAGCGAUAUAUUGAAAUAGUGUAA